GGGCGUCCCGCAGCGGCGGGGCCCAGCGCCGCUCCCGCCGCCCCUCCGCGCACCGCCCGGGCCCCAGCCCGGCCCCGCCCGCCCCGCCGGAUGUGAUGGCCGCCCGGGCGGGGGGGUGAGCAGCGAGACCGCGGCGGCCGGCAGCCCAGCGCGGCCCUGACCAGCGCCGGCUUCUCCUCCUUUCCCCCUCCGCGCCCUCUCUUCCCUCGCGACCUCUCCCCGCUACCCAUGCCCCGGGCGCCGUAGCCGGCGGGGAGCGGCGAGGCGGGCAGCCCCGAUGCGGAGGAGCCGCCAUGCAGCCGCCGCCGCAGCCCUACGAGUUUUUCGGCGAGGAGAACGGCCCGAAAUGGCGGGGGCUCUUCGUGCCCGCCCUGCGCAAGGUGCAGCAACAGGUUCACCCAAACCUUUCAGCAAAAGAAGAUUCCCUCUAUUACAUUGAAGAGUUAAUACUUCAGCUGCUAAACAAACUGUGUAUUGCUCAGCCACGGACUGUCCAAGAUGUAGAGGAGCGUGUUCAAAAGACAUUUCCUCACCCCAUAGACAAGUGGGCAAUUGCUGAUGCACAAUCUGCUAUAGAGAAAAGAAAAAGAAGAAACCCUCUCUUGCUUCCUGUGGACAAAAUACAUCCUUUAUUAAAGGAGGUCCUAGGUUAUAAGGUAGAUUACCAUGUCUCGCUCUACAUUGUGGCUGUCUUGGAAUACAUCUCAGCUGACAUUUUAAAACUAGCUGGAAACUAUGUUUUCAACAUCCGACACUUUGAGAUCUCCCAGCAGGACAUUAAAGUAUCAAUGUGUGCUGAUAAGGUUUUGAUGGACAUGUUUGACCAGGAUGACAUUGGUUUGGUUUCUCUCUGUGAAGAUGAGCCCUCUUCUUCUGGGGAGCUCAACUACUAUGACCUAGUGAGAAACGAAAUUGCAGAAGAAAGGCAGUAUCUGCGGGAGCUGAAUCUGAUCAUAAAAGUAUUUCGGGAAGCUUUCCUGUCAAACAGAAAACUGUUCACACCUAAUGAUAUCGAUGUGAUAUUCAGCAACAUUUCAGAUAUUCACGAGUUGACAGUGAAGCUUUUAGGACUGAUUGAAGAUACUGUUGAAAUGACUGAUGAAAGUAGUCCUCAUCCUCUGGCUGGCAGCUGCUUCGAGGAUCUGGCAGAGGAGCAAGCCUUUGAUCCAUAUGAAACCUUGUCCCAGGAUAUUCUGUCUCCACAAUUUCAUGAGCAUUUUAACAACCUAAUGGCAAAACCUGCUGUUGCUCUCCACUUCCAGUCUACUGCUGAGGGCUUUAAAGAAGCUGUCCGAUACGUCCUCCCACGACUCAUGCUUAUCCCAGUCUAUCACUGUUUGCACUACUUUGAGUUACUACAGCAAUUGCAGGAGUGCAGUGAGGAUGAAGAGGACCGGGAGUGCCUCAAACAAGCCAUUACUGCUCUCCUGAACCUGCAGUGCAGCAUGGAGCGCAUUUACAGCAAACACUCCCCGAGACGCCGGCCUGGGGAGCCAGUCUGUCGCUUCUAUAACCGACAAAUAAGAAGCAAGCACUUGGCCAUCAAGAAAAUGAAUGAAAUCCAGAAAAAUAUCGAUGGCUGGGAAGGCAAAGAUAUUGGGCAGUGCUGUAAUGAGUUCAUAAUGGAAGGAGGCUUGACAAAAAUAGGAGCCAAACACGAACGCCACAUCUUCCUCUUCGAUGGUUUAAUGAUCAGCUGCAAAACCAACCACGGUCAGUCCCGGCUUCCUGGUUACAGCAAUGCAGAGUACAGGCUGAAGGAGAAGAUCAUCAUGAGGAAAAUACAGAUCAUUGAUAAAGAUGACACGCCUGAAUAUAAACAUGCUUUUGAGCUGGUGUCUAAAGAUGAGAACAGUAUUCUCUUUGCUGCCAAGUCAGCUGAAGAGAAGAGUAACUGGAUGGCUGCUCUGAUUUCCCUCCAGUAUCGGAGCACGCUGGAUCGCAUGCUGGAUGCAGUGUUACUGCAGGAGGAAAAUGAACAGCCCCUGAGGUUGCCCAGCCCAAAUGUGUAUCGUUUUGUGGUGGAAGACUCAGAGGAUAACAUCGUGUUUGAGGACAACUUGCAGAGCAGGAAUGGCAUUCCCAUCAUCAAAGGAGGAACGGUUGUGAAGUUAAUCGAAAGGUUAACGUACCACAUGUAUGCAGAUCCUAAUUUUGUCCGUACUUUCCUUACCACAUACCGCUCGUUUUGCAAGCCCCAGGAACUGCUGAGUUUGCUGAUUGAGAGGUUUGAAAUCCCAGAGCCUGAGCCCACUGAAGCAGACAGGCUGGCCAUUGAGAAGGGGGAGCAGCCCAUCAGUGCAGACCUGAAGAGGUUCCGCAAGGAAUACGUCCAGCCAGUGCAGCUCAGAAUAUUGAACGUUUUCCGUCACUGGGUCGAGCACCAUUUUUACGACUUUGAAAGAGACCUGGAGCUCCUAGAGAGACUGGAGACGUUUAUUUCCAGUGUCAGAGGAAAAUCCAUGAAGAAGUGGGUGGAAUCGAUUGCUAAAAUCAUCAAGAGGAAGAAAGCUCAAGCAAAUGGGAUUAGCCACAACAUCACCUUUGAGAGCCCACCCCCCCCCAUCGAGUGGCACAUCUGGCGUGUGGGGCACAGCGAGACGCUGGACCUGAUGACUCUGCACCCCAUCGAAAUAGCUCGCCAGCUGACACUGCUGGAGUCUGACCUCUACAGGGCAGUGCAGCCUUCUGAACUCGUUGGUAGUGUGUGGACUAAAGAAGAUAAGGAAAUUAACUCCCCAAAUCUCUUGAAAAUGAUUCGUCACACUACAAAUCUCACUCUUUGGUUUGAAAAGUGCAUUGUGGAAACAGAGAACUUUGAGGAGCGAGUGGCUGUGCUGAGCAGGAUCAUAGAAAUCCUGCAGGUUUUUCAAGACCUGAAUAAUUUCAAUGGUGUUUUGGAGAUUGUCAGUGCAAUGAACUCUGUGUCUGUGUACAGACUAGAUCACACAUUUGAGGCACUACAGGAAAGGAAAAAAAAAGUUUUGGAUGAAGCAGUAGAAUUAAGUCAAGAUCAUUUUAAAAAGUACCUAGCUAAGCUCAAGUCAAUCAACCCACCCUGUGUGCCUUUCUUUGGAAUAUACCUAACAAAUAUUUUGAAGACAGAAGAAGGGAAUCCUGACUUCCUUAAAAGACAAGGGAAAGAAUUAAUUAACUUCAGUAAGAGGAGAAAAGUGGCUGAAAUUACAGGAGAAAUUCAGCAGUAUCAAAACCAGCCUUACUGUUUACGGAUAGAGCCAGAAAUUCGGAAAUUCUUCGAAAAUCUCAAUCCUAUGGGGAAGGUACCAGAAAAAGAGUUCACAGACUACCUGUUCAACAAGUCACUUGAAAUUGAACCUCGAAACUGCAAGCAGCCACCCAGAUUUCCUAGGAAAACAACGUUCCCCCUGAAGUCUCCUGGGAUAAGGCCCAAUACAGGCAGACAUGGCUCCACCUCUGGCACCUUGAGAAGCCAUCCACUGCCACUGGAAAAGGAACCCAGUAAGAUCAGCUUCAGUAGAAUCACUGAGGCAGAGCAUGAAUCAACAGUAUCAGCACCAACCUCUCCAAACACACCAUCAACACCACCAGUUUCUGCUUCUUCAGAGUUCAGUGUGUUUUUAGACAUCGAUCUCAACAGUUCUUAUGGUAACAACAGCAUCUUUGCCCCUGUCAGUUUGCCGCAGUCAAAGACUUUCUUCAGCUCGUGGGGUAGCUUUCCUAAACUAAGUGAUGAGCCUCAAAACCCUCCUCCACUUCCUCCACGAAAAAAGAUAGAUCCAGAUGCUUCUAAUGCCAAGGGAAGCUCCAAGCCGGACGACGAUCCCCCCGCCAUCCCUCCUCGGCAGCCGCCGCCUCCAAAGCUCCAGCCCCGCGCUCCCCCCUUCGCUGCCCCCUCGGAGCAGCCUCUGCACAGCCCUCCUCCUCCUCCCCCCCGGGACCCUCUCCCCGACACUCCGCCUCCUCUCCCGCUCCGCCCUCCCGAACACUUCAUCAACUGCCCCCUCAACCUGCCUCUGCCGCCGCUGGGACGCUGGACCCGGGAUCCCGAGUGGCUGCGGGAGCCCUGCAGCGGCCCCAGCUCCCCCGGCACCCCACCCGGGACCCCGUCCCCCCGGCUCCUGCGCCGCUGCUGCGGCCUCAGCGCCGGCCACAACCCGCUGGGCCACCCGCCCGCGCCCCCCGUCCCUCCCCGGCACAACUCCAGCCCUCAGCUGCCAAAACUGCCACCAAAGACUUACAAAAGGGAGCUCUCCCACCCUCCUUUGCACAGACUGUCUUUGCUCGAAAACGCAGAAACUCCUCAAUGACCUUAGCCCUCGUAGUCAUCGACACUGGAAUAGUAUUUGUAAAGUUCCUUUUUGUCGCGUCGUUUUGUUUCGUUGGGGGUUGUUGGGUUGUUGUUGUUGUGUUUUUUUUAAUUUAUUCAAAAAAAGGCAGUGUGGUUUAGUACUUUCAGCUCUUCAACUGCUGCUGAUCAAAAGACAGAAAAAAAAACAAACAAAAAAAGCUUAAAAUUGGGAAAGAAAAAGAAAAGAGAAGUCAGACUAAAGUCAGACUAGACAGACUGUGUCCUGCACCCUCAGGUGAUCAGCAGCCUGGGCUCCUGUCGCAGCCUCAGUGCCCACCCUCAUGCCAGUACACAAAACGUCUCUCUUUGCACUGUUCAGCUACACUAAACGAGUUCAAACUGACAUUGUUGUAAUUGCACUGAGCCAAAAAAAAAAAAAAAAAAGGUGCGUCUGUGGAAUCUUUUUCAAAUUUGAGCACUAGUGGCCUUCUUUGUUGUUGUUGUUGUUGUUUUUUUAAAUACUUACAAAGAAGAGCAGCGGAUGGUUACGCAGCUCCAGGACAUUGCAGUGAUGCUGAUUUUAAACCUCUGGCCACUUGCCUUCCAGCUUUUUGUAAGCUCAGAGGUUGGGGAGUGACAGCUCCUGUCCUUGAAUGUUUUGAUGCCAUGUCUUAAUUGCCACUGAUUUGCUGCUGAAGACAGAAACAACAGGUUUGAAAUCGAAAUACCAAAAUAUUCAGUUGGUCUUCAUUUAUUUUUUUUAACUUUUUUUUUUUUUUUUUUACUUUUUUUUUGAGAAAGGACAGACAAGGACUGCCUGGCGUGGAUAUUGGAAAGGAUCCCUCGCCCUUAGCAUGCAUCUUGCUCAGAUGUGCCUUUUUGUUUUGGUAGGCAAAGAUGUCUUAAGCUAAAGAGUUGUCUACUGUUCUGGAGAACAAAGCUAUAUGCCGUGUAUGUACAAUUGUUUAUAUUGUAUAUUUACAGAUAAUGCUAAUAACCUGUAUAAAUUUAAGUGACUUGAGGCCUAUAAUACAGUCUGCUACUCUUGCAAUCUUAUACGGUCAGAAGUGUUUCCUCUGGCUUAGGAACAGUCUUGCCUUCCAAACCUAAUAUCUUUUCUUUAGAUCUCACUUAAUUGUGAAUCCAUUUUUGGAAGUUGGUAGCAUUUAAACCAGCAAACACUUAAAAGCUUUAUUAAACUUUUUAAACUGAUAAGUGAAUGGAACUUUUAUUUGCCAGUUAAACGACUUGUUAGAACUGGUGUGAGAGUGAGUCUGUUUUACUGGUAGUACUGUAGCAGCAUUUAUGAAGUGGCCAGAAGCCACAUUUUAUUUACUGGUCUGUGGCCUUUUACUGUGCUUUGUAUCAGAGUUCUUAACAAGAUUAAUAAAUCACCCCAGUCUUAAUUUUUAA
Molecule: messenger RNA, 5683 nt
Organism: Apus apus (common swift)
Lineage: Eukaryota; Metazoa; Chordata; Aves; Apodiformes; Apodidae
Gene: SOS2
Product: SOS Ras/Rho guanine nucleotide exchange factor 2
Exons: 23
Coding region: 294-4289 (1331 amino acids)
Biological process (GO): Ras protein signal transduction; positive regulation of GTPase activity
Cellular component (GO): plasma membrane
Molecular function (GO): guanyl-nucleotide exchange factor activity; protein heterodimerization activity
Source: RefSeq, a predicted model, not a curated record